AUGAGACCCGUCGACGUGACUCCAGCGAUCGCCGAUAAACUUUUAAAUACGGUAUACAGCAAUAUAAAAAUCGCGGCUCCGGCGAAAUUCAAAGUAGCCGAUCCGGUACGCGUCAGCAAGUUUAAGACGAUCUUCGAGAAAAGCUUCACACCUAACUGGACCGAGAUUUUUCGAACAAUCAAGAUACAACGGACUAAUCCUGUAACGUAUCUGCUGAAGAAGGAUUCGUGCGGCGAACCGUUCGCCGGAGGAUUCUACGAGCACGAGUUGCUGCACGUCGACGAUCUUAUCUCGUCGACGACGUGUAUCUCGUGGAAAAGGUGCUGCGUCGAAGGGGCAACGAGGUUUACGUGA
Messenger RNA from Formica exsecta, 354 nucleotides. RefSeq lists its product as uncharacterized. NCBI's taxonomy places the organism in Eukaryota, Metazoa, Arthropoda, Insecta, Hymenoptera, Formicidae. The record is from RefSeq and is a predicted model, not a curated record. The transcript has a single exon. The coding region runs from base 1 to 354 and encodes 117 amino acids.